This is a messenger RNA of Perca fluviatilis (European perch), 1662 nucleotides long. RefSeq names its product charged multivesicular body protein 3 (gene chmp3). The record is from RefSeq and is a predicted model, not a curated record. Gene Ontology annotation, biological process: late endosome to vacuole transport; endosome transport via multivesicular body sorting pathway; protein transport. NCBI's taxonomy places the organism in Eukaryota, Metazoa, Chordata, Actinopteri, Perciformes, Percidae. The coding region runs from base 110 to 772 and encodes 220 amino acids. The transcript has 6 exons. Gene Ontology annotation, cellular component: ESCRT III complex; multivesicular body.
CUGAGCCCAAGGGGACUGAGCGAAAACAGGAAGUGCUGGUUCGACAAGCUGAGCUAGCCAGCUAGUUUUAGUGAGGUGGGUUAGCUUGGUGUUUAACUCUGUAGUCACAAUGGGACUGUUCGGCAGAACAACAGAAAGACCACCAAAAGAGAUGGUCAAUGAGUGGUCUCAAAAAAUCAGGAAGGAAAUGAGAGUGAUUGACAGACAAAUUCGAGAUAUCCAAAGGGAAGAAGAAAAAGUUAAAAGAUCCAUUAAAGAUGCUGCCAAAAGGGGCCAGAAGGAUGUGUGUGUGGUUCUCGCAAAGGAGAUGAUUCAGUCAAAACGAGCUGUCACAAAACUUUAUGCUUCCAAAGCCCACAUGAACUCUGUGCAACUCAGCAUGAAGAAUCAGCUUUCUGUACUGCGUGUAGCCGGGGCCAUGCAGAAGAGCACAGAAGUGAUGAAAGCGAUGCAGAACCUUGUCAAAAUCCCAGAGAUCCAGGCCACCAUGAGGGAACUAUCAAAGGAGAUGAUGAAGGCUGGCAUCAUUGAGGAAAUGCUAGAAGACACAUUUGAGAGCAUGGAAGAUGGAGAGGAGAUGGAGGAAGCAGCAGAGGAAGAAGUUGAUAAGAUCCUCUUUGAGAUCACAGCAGGUGCCCUUGGCAAAGCGCCAAGCAAAGUCACAGACGCCUUGCCUGAAAUAAAGCCUGCUGCAGCUGCUGCAGCUUCAGAUGAUGAGUCAGAGGAGGACAUUGAAGCGAUGCAGUCAAGAUUGGCAGCUCUGAGGAGCUAAGGUGAACCGCCAUUGUUCUGUCAAAGGCAGUCUGCUCACUCCAAUAACAACAGAGACAAUUCUGGGGCUGGCUUUACAGUGCUGAGCAUUCUCUCCGCUUCAUAUUAUAAUUAUUGUUUCACAUAAUCAUUUGGGGUUCAUUUUGUGCUAUGACAGUUAAUGUCUUUAAAAAGUUUUUUUUAUAGAAUGUUUGGUCUACUCAGCCAGACAAAAAUGUGUUUUUGCUUUUUGUCUUUUAUUAUCGGGGGGUAACCCUAGGUAAGUCUUUAUUAUCCAAAGUCAAACAGAAGGUAAUGGAAAGUGUAUAUAUUGUAAGUAUGAAAAGCCUGCUGUGCCUACAGUGCUUCGUCAUAUUCUUGUGUCCUAAGUUAUGGACCACUGGUGGAGGUACUCGGCUAUUUGUAAUCCAAAUAAGCGAUUAAAUAACCACCCUGCACUUAAAUCGCACCCGAGAUCACUAUUCAGAAGUUGUUCCAAUCUGUUAGGAUAUGUUUUGUAAGCAACAGCUGUUCUGUUUACUGGUAACUAGCCUACAUUAUCUGAAACACUAGAGUGGUGGUGAGAGAGGUGGGUGGCUUUCUCCUUUUGAUAGUUAAUUUUCUGUACAGUUAAAAUGCAUCCAUUCUAUAUGAGAUCAAACAUGUUAAGUGCACUCAUCAGAAAAAUGCACGCAUACUACACUAACCAUUUUUUUUGCGUUAACAUUCAGCUUGUUAAAUGUUUGACUUUGUAUCACGAUUGACUUCCUUCUCAGCAGGAAGAUGCAGAGGAAAUGGAGAGGUUGGUUAGUGCAGGACCUAUGUAUUGUGGAAGUAUUGUGUGUAUAAUUUUUCUAUGUGAAUGGGGGGGAAAUAAGGAAAUAAACUUUUAAGAACAAAGGUUGCCAAUAA